Penicillium argentinense is the source of this 1773-nucleotide messenger RNA. Its product is annotated as MDR family MFS transporter. The transcript is spliced from 3 exons. Lineage: Eukaryota; Fungi; Ascomycota; Eurotiomycetes; Eurotiales; Aspergillaceae. Gene Ontology annotation, biological process: transmembrane transport. Bases 1 to 1773 code for a protein of 590 amino acids. The record is from RefSeq and is a predicted model, not a curated record. Gene Ontology annotation, molecular function: transmembrane transporter activity.
AUGAAAAUCGCGAUGGAAAACGACAAGCAAAACAAGAGCCACCAAGGCACCAAGCAACCUGGACCCGAGGCCAACGCCCACGAAUACCCAUCAACAGCCAAGGGGCUCACGAUCAUCAUCGCAAUCAUGACAUCCAUGUUCCUGGUGUCUUUGGACCGAACAAUCAUCGCAACAGCGAUCCCCUACAUCACUGACGAAUUCGACCCCGAAACACCCUCAGCCUCUGCUCAGCAAGAACUAAUCAACACAGACUCUAUAAAAGACAUAGCCUGGUACGGCAGCGCCUACCUCCUCCCAAACAGCAGCCUACAACUCCUCUUCGGUAAAAUCUACAAAUUCCACAACACACGGUCCAUCUUCCUCUCCUCAAUCCUGCUCUUCGAAAUUGGGUCCGCCGUCUGCGGCGCCGCGCCCUCGUCAACGGCUCUCACAAUUGGACGGGCAAUCGCAGGCGCUGGCUCCGCGGGAGUGAUGAGCGGUGUUAUGCAGAUCCUUGUCUUCGUUGCGCCGCUCGAGAAGAGACCUGUCUACGCUGGCCUGAUUGCGAGUGUAUCUGCCAUUGCGUCGGUUGUGAGUCCGCUUCUUGCAGGCGCGUUUACGGAGAAUGUUUCGUGGCGCUGGUGCUUUUAUAUUAACCUACCUAUUGCCGGGGUUGCGGUUGUGGCUGUUUGGGUUCUUGUAAGGAUUCCUUCGCCUGCCGGGUCUGGACUGUCUUUCAAGGAGAAGGUUGGACAGCUGGACCUACUGGGGCUUGUUGUUUUUGUUCCUUGUAUUGUCUGUCUCGUGUUUGCACUUCAGUGGGGUGGAUCGACCUACACGUGGGACGACGGACGGAUCAUCGCGUUGUUGGUGGUUUUCGGAGUGACACUACUAACCUGGCUGACCAUCCAGUACAUCAAAAAAGAAUACGCCACCGUCCCGGGAAGGAUCUUCUUCCAGCGAAACAUCCUGUCCGGCAUCGGCUUCGCAACCGCAACAAUGUCCGCCAUGACGCUUCUGGUGUACUACAUCCCAACCUGGUUCCAAGCCGUGAAGGGCGACAGCCCCGUAAAUGCAGGGCUAUCAUUCAUCCCGUUCCUCUUCUCUCUCGUCAUCGCAUCAACGCUCGGCGGCCUCGUCACCAGUAAACUCGGCUACUACAAUCCGACCAUGCUCCUCAGCUGUAUAAUCGCUCCCAUCGGGGUUGGCCUGCUGACAGCUAAGUUCAGUCCCAAUACUACGCAUCCGACGUGGAUCGGUCUGCAGGUUCUCUGUGGCUUGGGGAUUGGGCUGGGACAGCAACAGUCGAUCAUUGCCGUGCAGGCUGUUCUGCCACCAGCGGAUAUCCCGAUUGGGAUGGCCCUUGUUUUCUUUGGGCAGCAGCUUGGUGGGACUAUCUUUCUAUCUGUUGCGGAGACGGUUUUUAGUGAGAGUCUCCUUAGUGGGUUGAAUGGCAUUCGUGGUCUGGGUGCUGGGACGGCGGCGAGUAUUGCUUCUGCUGGUGCGACUGAAUUUCGACAUCUUGUGCCGCCGGGGUUGAUGCCGGAGGUGCUGGAUGUGUAUAGUCGGGCGAUUACGAUGACGUGGUAUAUUGCUCUUGGGACGAUCUGCUUUGGUGUUGUUCCUGCGGUCUGUAUGGAGUGGAGGGAAAUUAAGAGUAAGAAGAGGGUGGAUAAGGGGGGCAAAGUGGCGGCCACCGGGGAUGGCAGCGAGCACAAGAAGAAGCCUGAUGUGGAACGAGAUUGCUUGAGUGUGCAGUACACAGCUCCAAGCAUUUGUAACAAAUUCAAAUAG